GGGUUUGGAGCGCAGGCGCGCGUACCCAUUUUCAAAGCUCCCACUUCCAAACUUUUCGGAGCCUCAGAGCGUUAGAGCUGCUUGUGGAGUUAACUUGCGAGACGCCAUCGUCAGAGAAUCGUGUGUACCGAGUGUGUGCGUUGUGUUAUUUAAUUCGACAAGUGAAAUUUAUCAUCUAAAUAUUGUUAUACCAAAUGGUUGUGCUUGAAGGUGGCGGUAUGUUGUCUUCAAACGGAAAUCAAUACUUACAACCGGAUUAUUUAUCUCCGCUUCCAACUACGUUGGAUGCAAAGAAAAGUCCCUUGGCCCUACUGGCCCAAACAUGUAGUCAGAUCGGAGCUGACUCACCAUCAUCAAAACCUUUGAUAUCUCCGUUGGAUAAGCCAAAGAAGAACUCAUCCGACGGUUCGCGUUCGUCUCCGGCAAGUGCUCGUGAUAAAACCGAAAAGUCCGCGUCGCGCAGCAGCCCGACGGAAACAAAACUUGCGUUCAAGCCUUACGAAACCAAUGUGAUCACAAAGCGCAGCGACGAGUCGCGUCCCUCUUCAAAAUCGGGCAACACUGACGACGAACGGAAGCCGGAAACACCGCAUCGGAAAACCGCCUCGCCAGCGAACAGCACGUCAACGCCAGUGCCGGAGAACGGAAAGACAAGCCCUCCGUCGGAUCGCGAACGGAAAUCAUCUACACCACGCGGUGCGUCACCAAUCAUCCGAUCAGGUCUGGAGAUGCUUCAAGGCACCACAAAGGAUACCGGAUUGAGUGCGUACAAACCUCUAAGCGGAUUACCCGGUUCUUUGUCAGGAUCUUUAAGUUCACUGUGUUGCCCACCUGGGCUGGAACAUACGAAUCCAGCUUUCCGACCACCAUUUCCCGGUGGUCCCUUCUCACAUCACCACGCUGCUAUGUUAGCUGCAUCUGGAUAUCCUGGUACCACCCCUGGUCCGUACCUAAGUUAUGCGCGAGUGAAAACGCCAGCCGGCGGCGAAGCGUUAGUACCGGUAUGCAAGGACCCCUACUGCACGGGCUGCCAGUUCAGUAUGCACAAUCAGCAGUUAUUGAUGAGCGGUGCCGCAGCGGCGGCCGCCGCUAGUGGUCCGUGUCCCAGUGGAUGUACCCAGUGCGACCAUCAGAAGUACAACCUUGCGAUGGCGAUGUCCCUAGUGCCUCCUGGAGCGGUACAUCCGUCUUCCCUGGCAUACCCCCAACUGGGCAGACCGUUGAUCUGCAAUUGGAUAGCUGGGGAUACCUAUUGCGGGAAGAGGUGUGUUACUUCCGAGGAGCUAUUACAACACCUUAGGACACACACCAACGGUGCGGAUGCUGCAGCAGCUGUUGCCGCCACCACCACCGCUGCGUCGUCCCUAAUGAACGCACAUUCAUUAUUCUCCACCUCAGCGUUGCACAGAUACCCUAAUCCGCCUUUGAGUCCACUCUCGGCGGCGAGGUAUCACCCGUACGCCAAACCAGGUGUUCCUGGUACCCUGGCCGCCUCUCCGUACAGCGCCUUCAAUCCGACCACCUUAGGACAAUACUACUCACCGUAUUCAAUCUACGGUCAGCGACUGGGCGCCGCCGUGCAUCCCUAAACGAUAUCGUGUCCGGUUCUUGUUGAUAUUUAUUUAUUACCGAUAACAUGAUUCGUACACCCGGGCUUGCAGACGCUUAUGUUGCAAACAGGUCUGCGUUUGUCCAACACGUUCUACUGUGAUAAUAUGUAAAUAACUACAUUUUCUCGAAGCAGACGCUAUUUGACGAAGAAACAAAUACGAAAAGUGCAAUCUACAAAAAAGAGAGAAACGAAUUCUAUAUUGUAUGAACUCUUAGUUAUUCGCAAAGCGGGUAGUCUUUGCGUGCGGCCCGCUUUGAACUUAUUAUUAAUCGUUUUUGUUAAUUAUCUCUUCCUACUUGUAUAUUUAAAGAACAAACUUAUAUAUUGCAUAAAAGAAAAUCCAACAUGAUGGAGAAUAUAAUACACAUUUUGUAUAGCAUUAUAAAGUAAACAAAAAAAUAAUGACGAAGAAAUUACAUACUGAUACUGAGGUUGAGUUUCGAUGAUGAUGCUUUAAUAAAAAUGUUUGUAGACAUAACAUCGA
Dalotia coriaria is the source of this 2096-nucleotide messenger RNA. RefSeq names its product no ocelli (gene noc). The record is from RefSeq and is a predicted model, not a curated record. Bases 195 to 1589 code for a protein of 464 amino acids. Gene Ontology annotation, biological process: negative regulation of DNA-templated transcription. Gene Ontology annotation, cellular component: nucleus. The transcript is spliced from 2 exons. Lineage: Eukaryota; Metazoa; Arthropoda; Insecta; Coleoptera; Staphylinidae.